Symphalangus syndactylus (siamang) is the source of this 1187-nucleotide messenger RNA. RefSeq lists its product as uncharacterized. NCBI's taxonomy places the organism in Eukaryota, Metazoa, Chordata, Mammalia, Primates, Hylobatidae. The record is from RefSeq and is a predicted model, not a curated record.
UUAGCCCAGGGAGGAAGGGGACAGAAUGACAGUAUGGUUAUAUCAAUGGUCCGAUUCUUGGUUCCAACCCUUGAUUGUCCUAUGAGAGCACCACCCAUUCCUUACAACACAUCUCUCCUCUUCAUUUUGGGAGUUUUGAAGUUAUUAAAGUUAUUGACUUCUUUUCCUUACAACCAAAAUAAUCUAAAUUAAGACUGUGGUCAAGCUUGGAUUAAAACCCGCCUCCUGGCUCCAAGACCCGUGUUUUUCCAUCAUGCUGACUGGCAGCAAAGAUGUCUCCCCAUGGAUUUUUCAGAACUCUGUUCUUUAAAUGUGACCUUGGAUACACCAAACAAACUCAUGCCAUCCAAAGGUUGGAGGGACUGCCUAGUUUUAGCAAUGAAAGUCCCACGUCACGGGAAACCUCUCAGUCCUGGACAAAUCAAGAUGACAUUUUCUAUGCAUAUGCAAGCAUGUCACCAGGAGCAGAGCACAGAGGGACAACACAGCUUUUGCCCUUCCAGCUGGCUCCCAUCAAGAAGUUAGAAGGGAGCCUGCAAACACAUUUCCUGCUAUCAUCUUUCCACCCCAGAGUGACUUUCCCUGGUAGAGCUGGGGGAGGGGAGGCAGGCAGCAGGCCCCCCAGGAGGCCCUGGGCAGGAAUAUUAAUACCCCAACUUCCUAGCACAAGAGGAGGGAGGAGGAGCAGCCACGGCGCAGGGGCCCUGGAAGGUGGUUGCUGAGCAGCCGGUGGGAGGCACGGAUCCGCCAGCUCACGGCGGCAGGGGCCGCCCAAGUCCUAAUGAAAACAUCUAGCUCCUGGCAGGGCGCAGCCGACACAUCGCCCGGCCUUCUCGGCCACCUGGGAGAGGACGGGCCCGCGUAUACCCAGCCUGCCGGGUUGUGCGCGCAGUGACAUCGCUUUUCUCCUGGCAGGUGCAUCCAUCUCGCUGGGUCUGGAUAGAUAAUACAAUCUCUCUGCCCACACCCCAUUUGCUGGGAGACAGCCUGGGCUUCUCCAUUUUUUAUGGGCUUACUUAGCUUGGAGGAAAUCCAGAGGUCAAAGCCGGCGCAGACGCUCCAGUCACCUUGCCCGUCCGGGCGCACAGCCCUUCCGAAACGGGCUCACCCACGGGGCCCUAAAUUACGGCGAUUACACUGCAAUUCGCAGCGCGAUAUUACUUUGAUACACUACCUGCUGCAGCCUG